Messenger RNA from Ostertagia ostertagi, 258 nucleotides. The record is from the annotation of a GenBank genome assembly. Lineage: Eukaryota; Metazoa; Nematoda; Chromadorea; Rhabditida; Trichostrongylidae.
AUGAAGGGAGUUACGUGUCCAACGUCCAAAGCAUAUUUCGACGCCCUUGAACUGAGUCCUGGGUCCAAAGAGCGACGCAUCAACGAGAUAAGCAGGGUUCGUGUUGUAGCUCAGAAAAUGCCUAGCACGCCAGAAAACUACUGGGAGGUCGGGUUCCCUUCGGAAUCUGAACAGCGACGUCGAGGUCUUAUAAAGGAGGUGAGAAGAAAGUCUGGUAGGAAGCUGUUCCAAAAAGAGGAUGUGAGCUUUAGCAGGUGA